UGAAGUAAAACUAGUUAUGUAAGUAGGCCCACUAGGACGUAACGUUACACCGAUGACAACAAUGAGGCAUCUUCACUCUGUCAAAAUGGCGGGGGUCCGUUUGGAGCCGCUGUCCACCCGUGAGAAGCUGUGUUACGCGGUGGGGGAGUUCUCUGGCGUCAUGACGUACGACAUCAUCUCCAUGUACGCCAACAUCUUCCUCCUGGAAGUAGUGAAGCUGACUCCCCUCGCGGCAACUGCGGUAAUUUUCGGAAGCCGAGUUUGGGACGUCCUGGCGUACCCUCUCCUCAUCCCGGUCCUGAACGCGUCCAAGCCGAACAAGUGGGGCAAGCAUAAAAGCUGGAUGGCCGCAUCCACGCUAAUCGUCAUCCCCUCCUACGUGCUGGGGUGGUACGUCCCGGGUAUUGACAGCGGAGGGAAAGUCGCCUGGUACCUGGUCUUCUACAGCGUGUAUUUGGUGUCCCAGACGGCCUACACCAUUGCUCAUCGUACCCUGUUGAUGUACAUGACCGAAGUACCAGCCGAGAGGGACUCAGCAACAACCUAUCGAAUAUUAUGCCACAUGCUGUCGUACCUGCUGGCGAUCGCUGUCCAUGGGCAGAUCGUGGCAGCGUUCGGCACCACGGAAUCUGCAUCGUGUGUCAACUCCACAAUCAGCAACUCAAGUACGGCCGUCACUGCGGACCCGGAGACUGGUUACCUCGUAUCAGCUGGAACUACAGCCGCCAUUAUCACUAUCGCUGUCUGUGCAACAGUCUUCGGAGUCAAGGAGUAUACAGGGAGUACGGUCACCGGUGACGACACCUCACGAGGAACUCUGCUGAAGGACAUCUGGGAAGUCUGCACCUUCAGGCCGUUCGCUGACCUGGUGGGCUUGGGGAUGCUGUCAGUAUUUGGCGCCAUUGGAGCAACUGUUCUAGCCGUCCCCGUCGCCGCCCUACUGCUGACCCGUUUUGAGAAGAAGCUAGUAUUGGCAGGAUUCGCCUUGGCAAGUAACGCUUUACCAAAUAUUGAUCGUAUGAAGGUUUAUCUGUGGCGGUAA
Branchiostoma floridae (Florida lancelet) is the source of this 1042-nucleotide messenger RNA. RefSeq names its product sodium-dependent lysophosphatidylcholine symporter 1-B-like. NCBI's taxonomy places the organism in Eukaryota, Metazoa, Chordata, Leptocardii, Amphioxiformes, Branchiostomatidae. Gene Ontology annotation, cellular component: membrane. Gene Ontology annotation, molecular function: symporter activity. Bases 53 to 1042 code for a protein of 329 amino acids. The transcript has 8 exons. The record is from RefSeq and is a predicted model, not a curated record. Gene Ontology annotation, biological process: carbohydrate transport.